ACUACAUCGCCAGAACAACUAAACAAGAUUAUUCCCUCUCCGGGACCAAUUGAGCGACUGACGAGAGGGCUUGGGCAGCGCCCGUUUUCGAAAAAGGACAAGACAAGCGCAGAGAUGAGUCUCUCUGCCAGAUUGGCUUGGCGAGCGACGACGACGAGGUGUACUGCAAGAUCGAUACCUGCUCUCGUGAGGUCCGCGCCCAGACCCACGAUAGCAUCAACCCCGCGAUGCCUCUUCUUCACAAAGGCCCAAUCAUGGUUGGAUCAUAAGUCCCAACAGACAAAGCUAGAGGACAAGCCUCAUGGUCAACCUGUGAUACAGCACGAUAACGAUAUCAAGCCGUCACGCCCUGCUGCCGUCCUGCACGAAGACAUUUACACGCUGCCCAACAUCCUAACCUUCACACGUCUUGUCGCUGCCCCGGUCAUUGGCUACCUCGUUCUUCACGACCAGCACGCAUGGGCCGUCGGCCUCUUUGCCUAUGCGGGCGUAACAGAUCUCCUCGAUGGAUGGAUAGCGCGUCGCUGGGACAGCAAGACAGUCGUGGGCACAGUCAUUGACCCAAUGGCAGACAAAACUUUGAUGACGAUCUUGACCAUUUGUCUGGCUGCCAAGGGCGCAUUACCGAUUUGGUGCGCUGGCAUCAUCCUGGGCCGUGAUGUCGGCCUCGCUAUUUCUGCAAUUUACUACCGAUGGAUUUCUCUCCCGCCACCAAAGACAUUUGCCCGCUACUGGGACUUUUCACUUCCAUCAGCUGAAGUUCGUCCCACGACUAUCAGCAAGUACAACACCUUCUUGCAACUUGCGCUCGUCGGAAUCACGACUGCUGCACCCCUCUUGAGCACCGACUUGUCAUCUGCCCUGACAGUCAUGCAAUACGUCGUUGCUGCUACCACCAUUUGGAGCGGUGCAAGCUACAUCUACACAAAGGAUGCAGUGAAAAUCCUUAAUAAGCAAAACUCUAAAAAACCCUGAUUUGAUAUCGUCGUUCAGAGUCUAUCAAGCUGCAGACCACGAUAGAAACAGAAGAGGCCACAAAUUUGGCUUCACCCAGCACGGCCCGUGCCUAGGGCUAUCCAGAAAGCAGGAAACGCAAGGUUUGAACGAAAAGACAAAGUUCAGCAAGGUUCGAACAGAACUUUGAGCUUGAGCUUGAUUGAAAAUCUUGCAUAUACCCCCUUUAUGUACCAACACUAGCGUCGAUGAUGAUAGAACAAAUCUUAACCUGCAUAUUCGAACUCUCGGACUCGAAUUCCCAAUCAGACAACAAUGCUGAGAUUGUGGCAGAAAUAUUUGACUUUUGAAAGAUUUAUUUAAGACCUGUCUUGUCCCCUCCCAAAUACCUUAUUCAAUGAAACGCCAUUUGUAUGCGAUUGAUCCCAAAUUAACUUAUACACUGCCUCGAUUCUUAUUCGUUCUUUGUGUCCGGCGCCCACGUGAAGCAUCCUUCUCCAACAAGUAUGCUUCAGGCCUCCGACGAACGUGAGCGAGUAGACGUAAACUGCCCGAUGGAGUCACGCCUUCAACAUGCCUCGCCUGUGCGAGGUUCUCUGGCUUCGCUGCCUUGAGCGCCUCCUUCUCUGACAUUGCAAGCCCAGGAAUGUUGUCAUAGUUGAGAUCAAGGGGUAUCUUGACGCGCUCAUCGUUUGUUAGCUGUUUGCGCUCUGACUCGGCGAUUUUGAUAUACGGUGCGUAAAAUGAUUCGAUUUCAACACGACGUCGUACGCGAGGUGGAAAGUCCAUUACGCCUGGGAUGACUGGUGCAAGCUGUUCGAUACCGACGCGUGUAUCGGGGUUUGAGAGACGGAGGACAUCUAUACCAUCGCGACGCUGAGUGUUGCGCUUCAUAUGGUACCCCUUUUCGAUCCACUGUAAGGGGCUUAAUGAUACUGAUUGUAAGAGCUUAGUAAGGUCAUCAAUCUGCUGCCUCUCAUCGCGAAAACGACUCCAGCGCUUCUCCGAUAUGACACCCCACCCAUAGCCCUUGGAUGUCAGUCGAACAUCAGCAUUGUCAGCACGUGAUGCCAUGCGGAAUUCGCUUCGGGAGGUAAACAUCCGGUAAGGUUCGGUGACACCUUUCGUGAUAAGGUCAUCCACCAUGAUGCCAAUGUACCCAUCCCCUCUUGAGAGAAAAACCUGUGGAAACCCUUGAGACGAACGACCGGCGUUAAUGCCCGCAAGGACACCUUGGCCAGCAGCCUCCUCAUACCCAGUCGUGCCAUUGAUUUGACCAGCCAGGUACAGACCACUGAUGGCUUUGGUCUCCAGGGUCGACUUCAGCCCACGUGGGUCGAUGUAGUCAUAUUCAACACCGUACCCGGGCUGAAGCAUUUUUGAGUUCUCGAGGCCUGGGAUCGUGCGCAAGACCUCCUCCUGCGCCUCAGCAGGAAUUGUCAUGGACAAACCAUUGGGGUAAAUGACAGGGCUGUCCAAACCUUCGGGCUCGAGCCAAACUAUGUGUCGUUCCUUGUCGGCGAAGCGAAUAAUCUUUGACUCAAGAGAGGGGCAGUAGCGUGGGCCCUUGACUGUCUCUCGAAUGUGUAUCGUCUUAUCAAGGUUUUCACGCACUAUCCGGUGAGUUUCCUCCGUCGUGUACGUCACACUGCAAGUCAUCUGCUCCCGAAUCGCCACAGUUUCAUUGAGGUAACUGAAUGGUGUUGGUGGGUCAUCUCCAUACUGCUUCUCCAGCACAUCAUAGUUUAUGCUCGCUGCGUCGAUUCGGGGUGGCGUGCCAGUCUUGAGGCGUCCCAGCUCGAAGCCCGCAUCACGCAAUGACUUGCUCAGCCCGAAUGUCGCCGCCUCACCGAGUCGACCAGCUGGAUACGCCGUCAGCCCGAUGUGUAUUUCGCCUCCGAGAAAUGUCCCUGUCGUUAUGAUAACCUUUUUUGUCGGGAGAGUUUGACCGGACUCCAGGCGCACGCCCGCAAUGCGACUUGAUGCGCCUUCGAACAAUUCUUGUGGCUCAGUGACGAUAUCGGACACGCUGUCGAGCACGAUCGAUAGGCCCGGAUACGAAGAGAGUUCGUCUUUCAUGUGUUUCUUGUAGAGCUCUCGGUCGAUUUGAGCGCGGGGUCCCUAUUGCGAGUUUCAUUAGUCACUGAUUCUGCCAACAACGAAUCCGAAUAGUCGACGAACCCAGACAGCAGCGCCUUUUCGCCGAUUCAGAGUAUGAAACUGAACACCUGAUUUGUCGAUAAUCCUCCCUGCCAAUCCAUCGAGCGCAUCAAUUUCUCGAAUUAUUGUGCCCUUGCCGAUACCGCCGAAACUCGGAUUACAGGAACACGUUCCUAGAUUGUCGAUUUUCGGCGUUACCAAGGCUGUUCUUGCGCCAGAUCGUGCAGCAGCAGCACAUGCUUCAGCGCCCGCGUGGCCGCCUCCGAUUACGACGACAUCGUAAGGUCUAGAGCGAGGGUGUCAGUGAUGAUUUGCGAUGCGAUGGAUGUCAUGACGACGAGAUGUUGUUUGCUGAGACAUACCGUAAAUCACUGGAAACAGUCGCAAGGUACCGCCGUCUUGUAAUUAUCCAUUGGUGCCGUAGUACGGCUGCCCUAGGUCUUAGUAGCGCACGCAUUUCAUGUUGUUGUCGUUGUAAAAUUUGCCCUCAUGACGGGAGCAAGCUCUAAAUUUUGGGUGUUGGCAUCAGAAAGUACGGGUUUAGUUAAUACGUCUCAUCCAAUCAGGUUACAACUUGGCGUUCUCUCACCCACAUCGGCACUUCAUCAUGAUACUUUACAUCCUUGCAAUAGACAAUAAAUUUAGGUACAAUUCAAUGGUUGACAUUAUCUGUAUUUGAUUUAAAAUGGCUCAAAAUCGUCGCUGCAAUUGAUACUGUUUCUCAUAUGACCAUAAUCUCUACCUCCUACCACGGCUCUCUGGCCAUGAACUGACAGCGUCAUCCACCUCCUCCAAGAAGGUCGCCGAGUUGUGAAUCGUUGUACCUCCUAAAACUACUCUGACGCCUGGACUCGACGCGUUCAGCUCUGCGAUCAUCUUGGCUUCUUCAUAAGUCGCACCCCCAACGAUGAAUACGAUUAUGUCCUGAGACAUUUUCUACUCCUUUGAGACCCUUGAAGCGGCUGCUAGUACCAGAGAAAAUGCCUGCCGACUCGAAGAUUUCUGAUAUUCCGCCCUGAGACUGUGACGCUUGAAGGGAGUUGUGAUACGCCGUCACCUUGCUGACCAAAUCUGCCUCUCGCGGAGAUACGUUUCCGGCAGCGACAAGGAGGUCCUGAAGCAUGGGCAAAGUGUUGGAAGGAUGUUUAUGAUAGCGGAGAGCGUAUAAAGCUACGAGGCCAACCUUACUUUCUGGUGUAACAUUCGGUGAUUGAAUGAGUCGCUGAAUAUUCUAUGAAUUGUGUUAGCUCAUGCUCAAGGUUCAUUCAAGAGGACAAGC
Molecule: messenger RNA, 4393 nt
Organism: Fusarium verticillioides 7600
Lineage: Eukaryota; Fungi; Ascomycota; Sordariomycetes; Hypocreales; Nectriaceae
Product: CDP-diacylglycerol-glycerol-3-phosphate 3-phosphatidyltransferase
Exons: 5
Coding region: 115-975 (286 amino acids)
Biological process (GO): cardiolipin biosynthetic process
Cellular component (GO): membrane; mitochondrion
Molecular function (GO): cardiolipin synthase activity
Source: RefSeq, a predicted model, not a curated record